AUGAGACUUGAGGUAACUAGCAAUGAGUCCAAGUAGCUUGAGAGAGCUAGAAAAUGGGCAUAGCUAGUUGUUGACAGUAAAAUCAUUAUGUCUGAUAAAAAUCAAAAUUAAGUUGAUUAAGAUCGAAUCUAUGAUAUCUAAAAAGAACUUGAAAGAAUAAAGUCAUUAGAUGAUAUUGUUUCAAUAAAAAAUCUAAGGAAAGAAUUUGAAAAAAUUGAUAUUUUUCAUGAGUCUCUAGACAAAUGCAGUAACUAUGACGAAACAAGUUAAAAACUAUUAUCGGUUGAUGUUGAAAUGAUCAAAACUCUGAUUGAAAAAGCUUAAUAGGAUAUUCUUAUUAAUAUAUAAGACGAAAUAAAUGGUAUCAAAGAUUAAAUAAAUUUAAAUUCAGAAUGGGAAGCUAAUUGUUAAAAGAUUCUAGAGGAUGUCAAUUUCGAUGAUUGGAGUAAAAUUGAUCUUUCUAGAAAAAUGUUAGAUUAAGCUGAAAAUGAUCCAGAUAGCACUUUUACUCUCAUUGAUAGAUCAUUGAUUCGCAAAUUGAGAAUUUGGUACAUUAAGGCUAAGUAUAAUGAUUAAAAGAGGAAUAAGAGAGAUAUUAUAGACUUUAUCCUCGCACUUGAACGAGAAAUCAACAAACUAAGUGAUAAUUAAACUGAAAUUUAAAUAUAGCUGGAACUAAAGAUGAUUGAAUUAGCUAAGAGACUUAAGUAAAUUAUAGCUUUUAAAAUAUAAGUUGGAAAUAAUGACGAAAAUAAGCCAAAUUAGCCAAGAACUUUAACAAUACAAGAUAUUGAAUAUGCUCUUGAAAACAAAGAUAAUUUACCAUUUUAACUUGAGAAGAAGUAAAUUGAAAAUCUAAACAAACAAAAAGAUCGCUAUUACCAAGAGUUGGAUAUUGAAGCUUUAGCCUUACUUAAAGAGCUAUCAUUUGUAACACCUCAUGAAAAAUUUAUUGAAAAAAUGAAGAAGAAUUAUGCCUUUAUAAUGGAACGAGUAGCGAAAUACCCAGAUUUAGAAAUUUUGAAAAAGAAAGCUGAGGAUUAAAAACAAAUCUCAGAAGAUCAAGAUAUGAAGGAUGAAUCAAAUAAUUAAGAGGAAGCUGAUUUAAAUGAGCAAAAUAUAACAGAAAAGAAAAAAGUAAAUAGUUAAGAAGGUUCCGAAUCAAUCGAGGUAGAGGAGGAGGAGAUUCCUCCUAGAUUUCUAUAAGACUUCUAAAAAGUUCAUAAGAAAUUUUUCAAGCUGAAAUGUCAGUGUCCAGAGGCUAUUAGAUUAGUUUAAGAAUAUGAAAAAGCUAGAGGAGAGUUUGAUGAUAUAAAAAGCAAAUUUUUAGCGUAAAAAAUUAGUGGUAAAUUCACUUUCCAAUAGCUUUAGGAUUUCAAUGAGAGACUCAUUAACGUAACAUUGGAUUUUGAGGAUGAAGAGUUAUAAUUUAGAUAAGAUAUCUGGCAUGCUCGAGUUGCUAAAGUUUUACAUGACUUGCAAAAUGAUAUAUUCAUUGAGAGAUUAAGUACUGAAUAGAUUAAGUAUUGGCUUGAGGAAGGAUAGGAACUUGAAGUUGUAAAUGAUAUUAAGUAUGAAAAAUUGAAUGAAGUUGUAGAGGAUAUUGAUCACAUCAUGAGAGCAUUAAAAAUGUGUGCAACUGUUGAGGAAGUUGACAAGAUAGAUGAAUAAGAGAAUAGAAAGUUGAUAGAAAUGAAUCAUUUAAUAAAGAAAGCGAGAUAGAAAAUGCUCAAAGGUGAAGUUCCAAAGCAUAUAAGAAAGAGUAUUGAAAAUAGGAAAAGUUUAGGCUCAUGUGCUCUUGAGUAUCUUAAAAAUAGUAGAACUAAAAUUUCAAAGGAGUAAUUAGAAGAUGUUGAUAUGGAUAAUAAAAUGAUUUAAGAGGAAGGAGGAGGCGAUGAAGAAGAAGAUGAAGAUGAUAUGGACACCGAGGAACUUGAGGAUGAAAAGAAGGAAGCCAAAUCUGAUCCUAACAAAAUUAAAAAAGCUCCGAAGAAAAAAUAAUCUAUUCCAAUAAAGACUGAAGUUAAAGCAGAUAAAUUUUAAAAAGCUACAUCCACCCUUUUGACAAAAAAGAAGCCAGUUGCAACCACAAAAGAAAAUAAAGAGCCAAAGAAAAGAGUAGUCAAAGCUAAUUAAAAAGCUGAGAAAAAAGAAAAACUUAAAAUUGAAAAGAAAGUUAAAGCUUCAGGUGAAAAAUUGAAAUCACCUUUGAAAAAGAAAUUGGAAGUAAACAAAAAGGCUAAAAAUAAAGUUGAACUUGAUAAAAAAGACAAUGGUGAUAAUGACGAUAGCAAAGAGGAAUCUUAAAUUGAAAAUGCAAAAAUGAAAGAAUUGAAAGCUAAAGUAAGUAAGAUGUAGAAAAAAGAUGUUCCAAGUAAACCGACUAACAGUCUAUAGCCUCUUCAAAAGAAAAUCAAAGAAAAAUCUUAAUCAAAUUCUGUUGAAACUACAGCUCCACAAGCAGGAUUAAACAGUUUAAAAUCGAAAUUAGGAGGUUUGAAAAGUCCAAGCAAAGGAAAUAGUCUUUUAACAAAAAAGAAAAUUGAGAAACCUAUUCCAAAAGUAGAAAUAAAUAAUGCAGAAGACGAGCCCGAUCAGAAGAUGGAUAUAGACUCUAAAGAAAAAGAAGAAGAAAAUGACUAGCCUAAUAAUGAGGAUGAUAAGCCAAAGGAGAAAAAAUAAAUGAUAGUUGAUAAAACUUAAGAUGAAUAAGAUGAUACUGCAGAUGGCUCAGAAGAUAAUAAAUCAUCUAAAGAAGAAGCAAAUAAAAAAAUUGAAAAUAAAAAGAGUUUACCACUAAUUAAAACAAACACUCUGUUAGGUAAAAGACCUAUUCAAAAGACAGAUAUACUUGCAAAUGAUAAAAAGGAUGAAGUUUAAAAGGAUAAACCAGCAAUUGGAAAAGCUAAAAUAGAACCAGCUGUUGAAUCUAAGGCAGCUGCACCAACCAUAGCAAAAAAGGUAGGUAUUAUAAAAAAGCCAGGUGGCGGGCUAGCAGCAUCAUUAGCUAAAAUUAACAAAUGA
Stylonychia lemnae is the source of this 3024-nucleotide messenger RNA. The record is from the annotation of a GenBank genome assembly. NCBI's taxonomy places the organism in Eukaryota, Ciliophora, Spirotrichea, Sporadotrichida, Oxytrichidae.